Messenger RNA from Fraxinus pennsylvanica, 681 nucleotides. The record is from the annotation of a GenBank genome assembly. Lineage: Eukaryota; Viridiplantae; Streptophyta; Magnoliopsida; Lamiales; Oleaceae.
AUGUUGGGCUGGUUUGUCGCACCAGUAGUAACCGGUGACUACCCACCAGUUAUGAGAAAACUAGUUGGAGACCGUCUUCCCCAAUUUACACAAGAACAAGCUAAGUUGGUGAAAGGGUCUUAUGAUUUUCUAGGCAUAAAUUAUUACACUAGUACUUAUGCUAGCAAUUCGCCUAGUGAACCUGGUACAUCGCCGAGUUAUUCAAAUGAUCAAGAUAUCACAGUAUCUAGUGAGCGUGAUGGGAUACCUAUUGGUCCAAAGGAUGUUCCCCAAUGUUUAGAAGAUGAGUAUGGUGGAUUCUUAAGCCAUCAAAUUGUGAAAGAUUAUUGUGAGUUUGCCGAGCUUUGCUUUUGGGAAUUCGGAUAUGCAUUGGGUACUUUUCCACCUGGUCGUGGUCCAACUUCAACAGAGCCUGUAAAGGCUAUCCCUCGUCAUAGAUGUAAACUUGAUGCUCCAACUAGUUGCUCCAAUGGAAAUCAAGGAACUGAACCAUAUAUUGUGGGACACCAUUUGAUCAUUUCUCAUGCAGCAGCAGUUGAUAUUUACAAGCAAAGAUAUAAGGCACAUCAAGGGGAAAAGAUAGGAGUAACAAAUGUGGCUCAGAGGUUUGAGCCACUCACUGACACCAUAGCCGAUAAAGAGGCUCCUUCAAGGGUCCUCAAUUUUAUUUUGGGCUGGUAA